GGAAAACGUACCAUAAUACCAUUCACUCUUUCCUUCAUUCUGCAUUUGCUUCCAUUACUUUCUCACCACCAACUUGGUUUUUUUCGACUAUUUUUUCAUGAUCUCACAAUCAUAAUAUUUUUCUGUAAUUCCCACCCUUGAAUCUCUCUCCCACUCUCAAACCAUUUGGUUUCACCAUCACUUGUUUUCCAUACGUCUACAGAACGUGCAACUGUUUCUCUUGAUAUACACGUAGUAUCCAAAGCUGUAUUUUACUGGGAUGGAUAAUUAAACAGCAGUAAAGUAUAGUUGAUGAGAUGAAGGCUGAGGCAGCUGUGCUUAUAGUUGGAUUAUCUGCAGGGGUAGUGAUUGGAGUGCUUUUGGCAAUUUCUGGAUUCUUCUGCAUUAGGUACCAUAGGAGGCGUUUGCAGAUAGGGAAUAGCAGUUCUCGGAGGGCGGCAACUAUUCCUAUUCGUGCUAAUGGUGCUGACGCUUGUACUAUAUUGUCAGACUCGACCCUUGGUCCAGAUUCACCUGUAAGAUCCGGACAGAAUGGAAAAUCCUUCUGGCUUGAAGGAUUUAAGAAGAGUAAUGUGGUCUCAAUGUCUGGAAUACCCGAGUAUUCUUACAAGGAUCUGCAGAAAGCAACAUGUAACUUUACAACAUUGAUAGGGCAAGGUGCAUUUGGUCCUGUGUACAAAGCUCAGAUGUCAACAGGUGAGACUGUUGCUGUUAAAGUGCUUGCAACUGAUUCUAGGCAAGGGGAGAAAGAAUUCCAGACAGAGGUUAAGCUAUUGGGAAGGUUGCAUCACCGAAACCUCGUGAACUUAAUUGGAUAUUGUGCAGAAAAAGGCCAACAUAUGCUUAUAUAUGUUUACAUGAGUAAAGGCAGUUUGGCCUCUCAUAUAUAUAGUGAAAAACAUGAACCAUUGAUAUGGGAUUUGAGAGUUCUAAUAGCUCUUGACGUAGCAAGGGGCUUGGAGUAUCUUCAUGAUGGAGCAGUUCCUCCUGUAAUACACCGUGACAUUAAAUCAUCCAAUAUUCUGUUGGACCAAUCCAUGAGAGCUAGGGGAGGAUGCCUUUUAAGAUAUUUCAGAGGGAUAUAUUGGGUCAAGCAGGUAGCAGAUUUUGGACUUUCAAGGGAAGAAAUGGUGGACAAACAUGCAGCUAAUGUCAGGGGAACUUUUGGUUAUCUUGAUCCUGAAUAUAUAUCUACGAGGAACUUCACCAAGAAAAGUGACGUUUACAGCUACGGAGUUCUGCUCUUUGAGCUCGUUGCUGCAAGGAAUCCUCAACAGGGUUUAAUGGAAUAUGUUGAACUUGCAGCGAUGAAUACAGAGGGGAAACUUGGGUGGGAAGAAAUUGUGGAUUCACGUCUUAAUGGGACUUUCCAUGUGCAAGAGCUUAACGAAGUGGCAGCUCUGGCAUAUAAAUGUGUCAACCGUACCCCAAAGAAACGGCCUGCCAUGAGAGACAUUGUACAAGUGCUAUCACGGAUGCUCAAAAUGAGGCACAACAAGAAUCACACGAAAUCCUUGUCAGCGGUAACAGAUGAAGGCACAACUGACACGAACCAACCAGAAACCAGAAUCCAAAUGGCCGAACACCAAAGAGAAGAGUCUGUAGACAGCCUAGCCGAUACCUAUGAAGUAUAGACGGUGGCUUCCCCAUUUUUUCGUUUUUUCUUUCUUAUUUCUUGGGUUUUCGACUUUGCUUUUUUUGAUACAUGUGCAGUCUGUGGGCUAGAAUUAGUGGAUUUCGAGUAGUUAAGAUUUCUGGUCGAGUGACACAGGAUUUUCGGUUAAAUAUUCGACCAUGUAACAUAUCGUUUUCUCAUUCUUCCUCCCUGUUUUGCUCAGAUGACAGAUUUCUAGAUUUAUAUACCAUAUUUAGCAAUGGAGAUGAAGGAAAAGUUGACCCCCUUUUGAACUUAUUUCCCAA
This is a messenger RNA of Malus domestica (apple), 1920 nucleotides long. RefSeq names its product calcium/calmodulin-regulated receptor-like kinase 1. The record is from RefSeq and is a predicted model, not a curated record. Gene Ontology annotation, biological process: protein phosphorylation. Gene Ontology annotation, molecular function: protein kinase activity; ATP binding. NCBI's taxonomy places the organism in Eukaryota, Viridiplantae, Streptophyta, Magnoliopsida, Rosales, Rosaceae.